Halichondria panicea is the source of this 1010-nucleotide messenger RNA. RefSeq names its product cilia- and flagella-associated protein 298-like. The transcript has 6 exons. NCBI's taxonomy places the organism in Eukaryota, Metazoa, Porifera, Demospongiae, Suberitida, Halichondriidae. Gene Ontology annotation, biological process: regulation of cilium movement. Bases 92 to 664 code for a protein of 190 amino acids. The record is from RefSeq and is a predicted model, not a curated record.
AAUGCAUAAACAAACUGUUUGUCUGUGUGUAAAAUCCAUAUUCAUUAUCACUGCUCGAAAUUGGUAAGUUACUAUAAAGUUUGUUUGAAAAAUGUCCUCAAAAACAGUCAGUGAAGCCAAAACAGCAAUCUCAAAGGUGAAGGCUGGUGUGUGCUUGAGUGAGGAGAUGAUUCGUGAUGCCCUGGACAAGUUGAGGGGAGCAGUGACCAUUGUCUACCCCAUGAACCUCCCACCCUACGACCCGGUCAGACUCGAGUUUGAAGGAAAUGAGGAACUGGCAGGAACACAGGCGGGCACACUGGUGCUUGAGGAGGACAGUGCUCAGCUGUGGUGGGCUGGGAAGGCGUUGGCUAGGGACAAGAAACUCUCAGACUAUUUGGGAAGGAACGAGAAGACAACGAUAGUGGCUAAACUACAGAGGAAAGGUCAAGGUGCACCGGGGAGGGAGCCAGUGUUCUCAGAGGAGGAGCAGAAGAAAAUGAUGGCCUACACUUACAAGAAACAAGAGGAGUUCAAGACACACAGAAGCUUGAUGGCCAGAGGAUGGCUACCUGAACACUGGCUGGAUGGACCCUCACUCCCUCAAGAAGCAGCUGGCCGGAGUAUGUCAGCUGGAGACCAUCGUGAUAUGACAGUGACUAAGUCAAUCGGGUAUUCAUGGUAAAGGAAGCGAAUAAGUUGCCGGAGCAGUGCUAAUGUUAAACUGUGUUGUUCAUGUCUCCGAUGUGUUGGGGGCUGUAGCUGAGAAGAGGUCUCACAUUCCGUACGUACAGGAACUCAACUCUCACUCAUGUCCUGCAAGACUCCAUUGGUGGGAAUACAAAGAUGGUCAUGUUUCUCUGCCUUUCCCCAACAAGGCAGCAAGUGGUUAAAUCUGAAUCCCUGAGGCGGGGUGCUGGGAUUUAGAGCCAGGAAGCCUCCUCCUACAGCAAAGAGAACUUCUAGAGUAGUGCAGAAUGCAUGAAUAAACUGCCUGUGUGUGUGUGUGUGUGUGUGUGUGUGUGUGUGUG